Xenopus laevis (African clawed frog) is the source of this 1416-nucleotide messenger RNA. RefSeq names its product G protein-coupled receptor 45 L homeolog (gene gpr45.L). Lineage: Eukaryota; Metazoa; Chordata; Amphibia; Anura; Pipidae. Gene Ontology annotation, biological process: G protein-coupled receptor signaling pathway. Gene Ontology annotation, cellular component: plasma membrane; membrane. The record is from RefSeq and is marked provisional. Gene Ontology annotation, molecular function: G protein-coupled receptor activity.
CGCUGCAUCCGGCUGGAAGAUCUUUCAAGAUGUGGGAAGAAAGGAUCAAUGCAUCCUGCACAGUGAAGGCAUCGCGAGAAGAACCAUGCUAACAGGCUUCUAACAAUGGGCUGCAAUAAUACUGCCCUAGACAAUUGCAUGCUUCCCAAUCUCAGCAUUGCUACUGCUCCUCUAGACUCGAGGUUUGCAUUUUCCACCCCACUCAGGAUGUUGUUGGCAAUAAUAAUGAUACUGAUGAUUGCUAUUGCUUUUUUGGGCAAUGCAAUAGUUUGCCUUAUUGUUUAUCAGAAGCCAGCCAUGCGUUCAGCAAUCAAUCUUCUCCUAGCAACACUGGCAUUCUCUGACAUCAUGUUGUCCCUUUUCUGUAUGCCCUUUACCGCAGUAACAAUAAUAACUGGGAGCUGGCUCUUUGGAACUCAGUUUUGCCAGAUAUCAGCCAUGCUGUACUGGUUUUUCGUGUUAGAAGGCGUGGCCAUUCUACUUAUCAUCAGCGUGGAUCGUUUCCUUAUUAUUGUACAGAGGCAGGACAAACUGAACCCACAUCGUGCCAAGAUCAUGAUUGCUGCUUCUUGGGUACUGUCUUUUUGUAUCUCCUUACCGUCGGUGGUUGGGUGGACGUUAGUGGAGGUGCCUACACGUGCUCCACAGUGUGUUCUCGGUUAUACAGAAUUUUCUGCUGACAGAGUUUAUGCAGUCAUGCUCAUAGUAGCAGUCUUCUUCAUUCCAUUCAGUGUAAUGUUGUACUCGUAUUUGUGUAUCCUGAACACUGUUAGAAGAAAUGCUGUCAGAAUUCACACUCAUGCCGACAGCUUGUGUCUCAGCCAAGUAAGCAAAUUGGGACUUAUGGGACUUCAGAGGCCACACCAAAUGAAUGUGGACAUGAGUUUCAAAACCAGGGCCUUCACCACUAUUUUGAUUCUCUUCAUUGGGUUUUCACUCUGCUGGCUUCCUCACUCAGUAUUCAGCUUACUCUCAGUAUUCAGCAGGACAUUUUACUACAGCUCUUCAUUUUACAGCAUCAGCACGUGUAUCUUGUGGCUCACUUACCUGAAGUCUGUCUUCAACCCUGUUAUAUAUUGCUGGAGGAUCAAGAAGUUCCGUGAGGCCUGUCUGGAGUUCAUGCCCAAAACAUUUAAGAUCCUUCCAAAUGUACGAGGAAGGACAAGACGGCGGAUUCGUCCAAGCACAAUUUAUGUGUGUGGGGAACAUCAGUCAGCUGUUUAAGAAACCUCUUCAAGGAAAUUUGUAAAACGAGCACAAACAGUGUGGUUUGCCAUUUUAAAAAGGUUUACAUUUUCAUGUUUUUUUGGUUUUUAAUAACUGAUUAUAAAUCACAGGUCUUAUUAGGUCACGUUCUUGUUUUGUAUUUCAUAACAAUGCACAGUUUUGGGAUGAUAAUGGUAAGGUGUGUAGCAG